Messenger RNA from Ixodes scapularis (black-legged tick), 2092 nucleotides. RefSeq lists its product as uncharacterized. The coding region runs from base 260 to 1120 and encodes 286 amino acids. The record is from RefSeq and is a predicted model, not a curated record. The transcript is spliced from 4 exons. Lineage: Eukaryota; Metazoa; Arthropoda; Arachnida; Ixodida; Ixodidae.
GUCGUUCCUUCCCAUGAUCGUCUAGCUGUUUAUCGCUCAAAGUGGCGCAUAAAAAAAUUUGAACGUUCCCACCUCGUGAUACAAAGUUGGGGGUGCAUUUAUUGAGCAAGGUGCAAGGAAAUAUGUUAUAUAUUUUUAUCUGGACUGUUUCCUUUUUUAUAUUGUGUGUUUUCUACUGUUUGUGCUCCCGUAGGGUAAUGCCUUGGGCAAUGUUAGGUCAAAUGAUUGAAUUCAAUUUUACCUUAUCAGAAAUUUUGGCAUGCUAAGAGCAUCAAGCACUAAAAAGGUAGUCAGUUGUUGUCCUUCUGUUAAUGAAUAUUCAUGUCUAAAUCGCGCCCUUUCGAUCAUGCCUCUCAAGAACAUCACUGCUUCGGCUUUGGCUGGAGAGGACGAAGCCAGCCUGAUCGCCCAUGAGGAAUGGCUUAUACGAGAAGGACGAAAGGCAGCUCCUGAUGAAAAAGGAAUCCAUGAAAGGAUGACUCUCACUGCGAGGAAGAGGCUCUCUGACAUGGCACAAAUGGGCAUUGAUGCUGUUAGGACAAGGUACCCAUACCUGAUGGACUCUCAGCGAUUCGCUAAAGAUUUCGAGAGGCUCACGAAGAUGAACCUGGCCGACAAAGUCGCAAAAGGGAUUGACAAGAUCGUUCUGUUGGCCACAAAGAAGGCGAUCGACUGCCAGGAGCAUGUCCUACUUACACUGCAAGCAGCACCGCACAUGGAUCUGGGGAGGCUCAGGACACGGCACAUCCUGACUGUUGCAACUCUGCGCAUUUUGGCACUGAACGUCAAGGAGUCAACAUCACUGCCCCUAAUGUUCGUGCAAGAAGAUGAUGAAAACAUCCCACCGACACCGUGUGUCCUGUACAGCGGGCAAGACUUAGAGGAUGCAGACUUCUUUCACCUGGUUGUUGAUCGUGAGAGGUUGUUCUCCGUUCCAAAUGCCGAGGAGGGGCUGUGUAUGUUGUUGGCAGCCUAUUGGUUGUUCAGUAUACAAUAUGAACGGAAGGCCUUCAACAUGCUCGUCACUCUGGAGAGGCUUUUUCUCGGCAUGAGCCACACAACUCCAAGGGCAGUGGUAAUUAAAUUUUUAAACAAAGUUUGCAGGCACGUGCAUGGUUGAAGCAAUGAUUUGUGCUUCAACCACACGCGCAUUAACUGCUUCGUUACGGUUCAGUUUGAGCUUUUUCUUUUUUUUUUUUUUUUUUACGGUGUUAGUUUGCAGGCUCUGUAAAAAUGGAUGUCCACCCACGGGACAGUGGGGCUUUACAGUUCAAGUAAGGAAAAUGAACACAUAUUUUAUUCAACAUUUUAUAAGUUAAUUUUUACAAAAUAGGUUUUGGGAAGAAUAGCAAAACUGGAGUGAUACCGGCAGAGAAAUGAGGCUCAUUUAUUGGUACGAAAAUCAAAGAAGCAGUGCCAGUCAGUUUCAGUGCAGAGGUAGAUUUCACAGGACGUGCAAUGGUGCUGAGUUUUCUUUGAGGAGCCAGGGUUCCUGCACUGUGUAGCAUUCUUGACGUCUUCUUUCUUUGGCACGUGAAGUGCCUGCGCCGUCUGGACUGGCGAGUUCGGCAGUGGCUUGACUCUCUUGCGCGGAACCUGUGGCACCGCACAAACUUUCUAAAAUGGCAUCAGCCUGACUUGUUAGUCCUGAAAAUCGAGCACAAUCAAUCAAACCAAUUGUUUUCACUUCGCGAGUGUUUCAGAUUGGUGCGAGCAAAACAUGAUCAUCGCGAAAUUCGUGUCAUAAGUUUUGGGUCCCAGCGUCCACCCACGUAGACAGUUUGACAAGGGACUACUAUAACCCUUGCUAAUACUGUUGAAAAUAUUAAGCAUUAGUGACCAUCUGUGAACUUUCAAGAACUCUAGAAAUAUAAAUUAACACAGCCUCCGUUUGUGUAAAUCACAUAAACUGAUUACAUACCUUGGCGUCGCCCGUAGAACAUGCGAGUGCUGCAGGUCGCCAUUUUUAACAGCAAGCAACAAGUUUUCAGUGCUGUUUGCUCAACACUCCUCCAGAUGGCAGCACAGACUACGUCCAUGACGGUGGACAGGCGUCCUUUUCUGUGUGCAACGAAGUUUUUUUUUUUUUUUU